AUGACCACAGUAGUAGCAGCAGCAGUUCCAGACCGAUUGAAUCUUGGUAUUGAAUUUCACCAAACUGAUGGACACGUAGUGAAAAAGGUGGUCAGAGUAGAAUCUACCACCAAGAUUGGUGAGGUUACACGUCUGCUUCUCGACAAAUUUGGAAAAUCGAGUGGCGACUCCGAUGCAAUGCUCUACCAACUAUCGAUCUCUCAGAAGUUACACAAUCAACCAGUACUGAUACUCUCUGACCUAAAUAAAUCAUUAGCUGCAUAUAAUAUAAAAAAUAAUGAAGAUUUAGUGCUGAGAAGAAAACCAAAGAAAAAUCCGGCAAGUGCAAAACUGUCGCAGAAAAAGAAACCGGAUGGAAUCUUUAAGACGCUCUUCUCAAUGUCGACACUUGAGAUGAAGUUAUCCGAGGAGAAAGCAUUCGUAAAUAUCACUGAUGUCGAAGGUCAAGUCGAUGUACCAAUGUUAUUCUUCAAUGUAGUUGCAUAUCUUGAGAAUUACUUUGCAAAAGAGGGCGGUGUUUCAGAGAUAUCUAGUUCAUUUCAAUGUUAUGGAUCAGAGUACACUCAGGAGUGUAUAGAGUUACUGCGAUGUUUCAAACAGAAUGAAACCUAUGAUUUGGCGGCGAUGAUGACUACUACGCCCGGACGUGGCGGUGGCGUCAACGUUAGAAUACUUUGUAAUUUCAUAUUAGACGUCGCUGACCUACACUCUGUAUACGACAUUCCUAAAGUCAGCGACACUCGAGUCGAAAUCGAAUGUAUUCUACGAGAUUCCCACAAAGAAUCGUAUCAUAUUCAAGCAGAUCAUGUUUUUUCACCAUAUAAAGGUAUUACACAGUUAGAAGGAGAACGUGUUAUAUUCUCAUCUUGUAAUGUAUUUUGUAUAGAUAAAUGUAAUUUCCCACCUAGUAUUGCUAGUCUUGGAGAGAUAUGGGUUACAAACUAUAGAAUUGUAUUUGUAAAUUCACCGAAUCACUCUGGAAACGCAGCGUCGUCAUCGUCGUCGUCUUCGCUUCACUCAAACUCUGCCACUUCACAUGGAACUCUUCAACCUUCAUAUUCAUCAUCAAGUCUACGUGAUGCAGGUUCACUUUUAUCACAACGUCCAACACCAACUCAAUCACAAUCACAAUCCGAUAUAAAUAAUAAUAACAAUAACAACAAUAACAAUAGUAUAACAAAUAGUAAUAGCCAAUCAUCUACAUCGAUUAUAAGUACAACAACAACUGCAACUGGAAAUAUACAGAAUUCAUCAUCUAUAUCAUUUAGUUCGGUGCUGAAUCAACGAUUGGCUGCACACGACAACACAGAGAUACCACUACAGAUGAUCUAUCGUUGGAAGCUGAUAAAGACAGGCACCAUGUUUGAGUCGUUCAAGAUCUACUGUAAGGAUUUCCGUUGCAAGAUUGUCGGAUUCCUCGCGAAUUCACCGCACAUCGCACAGUUUCGUUCGGUGCUCGAGUCGGUGCGCGCUCCCACCGUCGACUCGGUGUUUGCAUUCGCCUCGCAGGAGAACACCAUCGACGCCUCAGAGAACUUUUGUCAGCGUUUGAUUCCCGGUGAGUUUGACCGUCAGGGUGUGUCUUGGGAUGAGUGGUGUGUCAACACCACCAACUCGCAGUUGAAGCUGAACACCAUGAGCUACCCACCGGCAUCGGUCAUUCCGAAAUCCGUCAGCCAAAACAUCGUUGUUGCAUCAUCGCUGUUCCGAUCCCUACGCUUUCCAGUCUUGGUUUGGCAUCAUCCAACUAAUCGCGCUUGUAUUACACGCGCUGCAUCGCCAUCCAACGACGCAUCCAACAGUUUAUCACCACCUACAUCCGCUCCACUCUCCCCGAGAUCCGGUAGCAAUAAUAAUAUUAACAAUAACAACAAUAGCAACAGCAGUAACAACAGCAACAGUAACAGUAGUCACAGUAGUAACAACAACACUAGCAGUAGCAACAGUAACAGCAACAGUAAUAGUGGAAUGAGUAGCUCUACUUCUAGCACAAAUUUGAAUAUAUUCAAUAGUCUAGGUCAUCCUCUUUCACCGUCACAUAGUUUAUCAUCGAAUCAACUAUCUAAUCCCAAUCCUUGUAAUGAGGAUAUCGAUUUUAUUAGGGCGAUUAUCGAUAAUGGAAAGAGUAGUCUUUUGACAGUUUAUGAUAUUGGAACUGUUGCAAGUCAUUCAUCGACUAUGAUUGGUUGUAAAUUUGAAUUCCUCAAUCUACCACCUAUCACCAGUGUUAAGGAGUCGUUUUCGCGAUUAUUACAACUGCACAAUGGUCAUCCCGAUAAGAAGUGGCCAGAUGUCAUUAGAUUCCACUGGCUGAAUCCUCUGAAACAGAUUCUCUCUGCUGCCAUCUUGAUUGCCACCUCUGUCGACCAAGGCCAAUCGAUAUUGGUACAGGGUGCCAACAAUGAAGAUGCCGAUACACAACUAUCCUCGAUUUCACAGCUGCUCCUCGAUGGCUACUAUCGUACCAUUGAGGGAUUCAAAGUUCUCAUUGAAAAAGAAUGGUUGGUCUACAGUAAUCCAAUGGCGCGACGAUGUGGACACGACUUGGUAAAAGUCAGGUCGCCAGGACAACAGGAAGUCGGACUCGAUCAAUACUCUCCGACUUUUAUUCAAUUCAUCUUUAUUGUUUGGCAACUUUGGAAGGAAUUCCCUUCGGCUUUUCAGUUUAAUGAAAACUACCUUUUGACGUUGGUCGACAGUGUCUAUACUUGCCGGUUCGGUACGUUCCUUGGAAACAGUUUGCGUGAGCGUGACGAACUGAUAUUCGGACGUACCAAAUCGUUCUGGUCGUUUGUUGAGCGCAAUCAACAGCAGCUGUUUGUCAACGCGCUUUACGAUCCACCCGCCAAGUCGUUCCUCAAGUGUAACCGCGUCUACCAAGAUGCCAUGUGGAACGAGUAUUUCUAUCGAUUCUGUUUCAAGUCACAGGUGGCGCUAGAGUUGCUCGACGAGAAGAUCUCAUUGUCCACCAGAGACGAGCAGCUCGAUCUCUCAUCGCUGCGACUCUAUCACAUUCCAGACGCUGCAGUUCUUUCGUUCAAUUACGUGAAGGACUUGAAUCUGGCGAGAAACAACUUGAAUUCCAUUCCAAUGAGUUUUGUUUCGCUGGUGAAUCUCGAGCGUUUGAAUGUCGAGGAGAAUCUACUGGUCAACAUAUCGGCAGAGACCAUCCGAAUCUUUGCCAAACACGUAGUUAAUCUGCGUGAAAUCAACUUUAGUUCCAAUCUCUUUGAAGAUCUUCCCAGUAGUUUGAACUCCUUCAAACAACUGCAAGUGUUAAAGUUGCGUGGUAACAAGUUUGCUUUGAUUCCCGAGGUAAUUGACCGUCUUUCAUUGACAGAACUCGACCUUUCUUACUGCCAAAUCGUUCCGAGAAUACCCAUUUCCUUGGCACCAACUCUCACUGCACUGGAUCUUUCUGGCACACAUAUGAGUCAUCUGCCAGACGACAUUGGAAGUCUGACCAGCUUGAAGGUGUUUGCCGCCAAUGAAAAUCAGUUGACUGCACUGCCAGUUUCAAUGACCAAUUUGAAACAGCUGGAGAAGCUGAGUCUCGAUUCCAACAAGUUUAGUUUGAUGCCAAGUGAAAUCUGUCAAUUGAUAUCCCUGCGUGUGUUGUCGAUGGGUGAGAAUCAAAUGUCGAUGUUGCCAAGCGAUAUCUCAAGCUUGGUGAAUCUCGUCGAGCUGAAUCUCAAGCAAAACAAACUCGAUAUUCUACCGGCAUCGAUUGGACAACUCUCGAAUCUACUCGUUCUCAAUUUGUCAUCGAAUCAACUCACUUCACUGCGUCCAACCAUGGGAUUGCUCACUUCGCUUACCGAGCUGCGUUUGGAUGCCAAUCCACUCAAGACACCGCCACCCGAGAUCCUAUCACAAGGAUUAACACCGAUACUCGAGUAUCUACGUGAUUUGAUCAAAGGACAAGAGCAAUGCUAUCGUAUGAAGCUGAUGAUUGUCGGCCAGGAGAAUGUCGGAAAGACGACACUCCUCAAAGCACUCAAAGACAAGAAGAAGAAACCACAAGCGACCGGUCCCAACAUCUCUACCGAUGGUAUCGACAUUGACAACUGGGUCAUUCCCGCACAGUUUGAAGAGCUCGACGAAAACCACCGUCCCUACAAGAAGAAACAAGACGUCACUCUGAGUGUCUGGGAUUUCGCAGGUCAGGAGAUCUACUAUACGACUCACCAGUUCUUCUUGUCGGAGCGUUCCGUCUACUUGGUUGCCUGGAACAUCAUCUUGGAGGAGGAAGCAAGUCGCGUUGAAUUCUGGUUGCAAUCGAUCACCACCCGAACCAAAGAUGCACCAAUCAUCAUCGUUGGUACGCAUCUCGACGAUUCCAACAAGACCUCGGCCAAAGCGAUCAAGAAGAAGAUGAUCGACAAGUAUUGUACUCGUUUCCCAACGAUCAAAGCUAUCAAGCUUGUGAGUUGCACCACUGGAAAAGGUAUCAGUAGUCUACGUGAAACUCUGGAGCAAAUCGUUAUCUCACAGCCAAACAUGGGUGAGAGUUUACCACGUUCCUACAUGCUCCUUGAGAAUCUGGUGAAAGAGGAAACCAAGAAGCGAAUCAUUCCGACAAUUUCAUGGACAGAGUUUAUGCAAUUAGGAACUAUUUGCACGAUCAAAGACGAAGCUGAGUUACUUCGUGCAACAAUGUUCCUCAAUCAACUUGGUUCACUUGUAUACUUCCCCAAGGAGACUGGUUUGAAACAGUUUGUUAUUCUCGAUCCACAGUGGAUUACAGUGAUGUUGUCAUCGAUCAUCACAACCAAACAUAGCUAUGCAAAAGAUGGUAUUCUCUCGCACAAGUCACUCAAGCAGAUCUGGCGUCCACCUCUCUACCCUGAGAACUUGCAUCCUCACCUCAUUGCCCUACUGGAGAAGUUUGAAAUAUCCUAUAACCUCGGCAGUAAGAAAGGUGGAGCAUACUCACAGACAAUCGAUGAGAGUGCACAGUCGUUGAUACCUUCGUUGCUACCAACAGAACGGCCAUCCGCUCUCUCCUCGCUCUGGACUUCCUACAAUCCCAAGGUGCACACCGAGCAAUUCGGAAGAAACUACAAGUUUGAGUUCAUUCCAAACGGUUUCUUCUCGCGUUUGAUGGUGAGAAUAUUGAAUUUCGCCAAGGGAGAAGCUCGUUGCUACUGGCGUAACGGUAUGCUUUUGCAGCAUGAGAACGAGCAGAUCUUUAUAGAGCUGUCGAACGCCCGUAAACUUCUUAGCUUUACAGUGCGUGGAAAGCAGUCUGCUUCAUUAUCGCGUGACGUCAUCGAAACGAUUCAAUCACUCCUCGACGAUGCAUUCCAAUUGCCAACACAAAUCUACGUUCCUUGUAUUCAUUGCAUUCAAAACAAAAACAGUCAUCCAUUCAAAUUCUCGCUGGAGGUUUGUGAGAAUGCUGCAGUCAAAGGUCUGCCUUACUUGAAGUGUCAGAAUCAAUAUCAUGUGAGAACAGAGUUGCUCGUUCCAGAUUUGGUUAUGUCCAAUUUCACAGGUUCAAAGAUAUCGUAUUCCGAGUUGAAGUUGGAAGAGUUGAUUGGCGAGGGUGGAGCUGCUCUUGUCUAUCGUGGACGUUGGAAAGGACAUGUCGUCGCCAUCAAAAAGUUGAAGACGGUGAACAACACUGAGCCCGGUCCAGGUGGAAGUGUUGAGAUCAAUGACAUCUCAUUGUCACGUGCCUUCAAGGAGUUUAGACGUGAGUGUUGGAUUAUGAGUACACUCGAACAUCCCAACAUUGUCCAACUGAAGGGUCUGUGUUUGGAUCCCUUGUGCAUCGUCACCGAGUUCCUUCCCAAUGGCAAUCUCUACCAAUUCCUUCAUCAACCGAACCAAGAGAUGAGCUGGAUUCUUCGAUUGAAGAUUGCACUCGACAUCUCCAGUGGAAUGGCAUUCCUCCAUAGUUCGACACCACCCAUUAUCCAUCGUGAUCUCAAGUCGCCAAAUAUCUUGUUGGCGUCGACCGACGAGCGUUCUCCCGUCAUUGCCAAAGUAGUGGAUUUCGGUUUGUCCGGACUCCAACACACUAUCACCAACAGAGGUGUGGAGAAUCCAGUCUGGCUGGCACCCGAGGUCAUCGAGAAACAGGAAGCUUCGACACAGAGCGACGUCUAUGCAUUCGGUGUUAUCUUGUGGGAGUUGCUUACCUACCAGGAUUUCUUUGGAGACCUUGGAUUCAUGAGUUUGCUCGAGGACAAGGUGGUCAGUGGCGAACGUCCACCGAUUCCCGACGAUUGUCCUUCGGCGUAUGCACAGCUAAUUCGCGACUGUUGGCAAAACGAUCCAAACAGCCGUCCUUCAUUCUCGGAAGUCGAAGACCGUAUCAUGGCGAUGGUGUCAGAGAUGUUCCCCAAUCUCCAAUUGACGGAACCAAACAACACAGCCGAGAAACGUCGUACUCUUCGUUCACAUCGUAAGCACGCCAGUACUAGCAGCGAAGUAAGUGAGUUACUCGAUCAAGAGUUCACAGUUGGUGGCAGCAGUUCCUCAAGAAAGAACUCCACUGCCGAGUAUCUAGCUAAUGAAACCAAUAGCGUUGGAACAACAUCAAGAAAGAAUACAACAACCUCUGAAGAUAUAGCUUCUUCUAUUACUUCUACUAUGACUACAACUUCAGCUAUGGCAACAUCAACCGGAACAACAAAUCAUACUUUGUUUACCACUUCGACAAACAACACAAUGUCUCAGAGUAACAGUAGUGUAGCCACUCUUGAUUCUAGCCAAAUUGUUGGCAUGGACAAGAGUCUGGAUAAUCUCAUCACAAUGUCACAGGAAUCCAAUUUCUUUAAGGCGCUGGCAACUACCAUUCCAACGACCAACAGCAACAGUACCGACCAGCACGGUGGUGAGAAAGCCGCCAAGAUUGGUGCAACUCUAACCAUUCCCAAGGAAGCGGAAAAGAAGAACUUCUACCAUAAUACCAAGAGAAAUUCUGUAUCGAUUCAACCUUUCUACAAUGUCUUUAAACAAGAGUUGAAUAUCGGUGAAGGAUCCAUCCAAUGUAUGGUGAUUGCUGCCAACAACAUCUGGGCAGGUACCGGAAGUGGAACCAUUUCCGUAUGGAACAAAGACACUGGUGAAAAAGUACAUUCCUUUAAAGCUCAUUCUCGUCGUAUUCACUGUCUCUACAACUAUAUGAACACAGUAUGGAGUGGUUCGGCCGAUAACAACGUAUCGAUUUGGAACUCGGAAACAUUUGCUCUGGUAAAGACAUUCAACGGCCACUCACCGACUUGUUUUGCAAGUGUUGGACACACUGUCUGGGCAGGAUCAAUCAUCAAUGUCAUUCACAUCUGGGAUAUCAAAAAGAAGGUUAAAUACAAAGGCAAGAUCACUCUAGAGUCGGGUCCGGUCGAGGCGAUACUGAAGCGCGACCAAGACGUAUGGGUGGCACUCAACAACAACCUGGUGCGAAUCGACAUCAACUCACAGCGAGUCACUCAAAUGAUAAAAGGCCAUGAGAAAGCGAUUCACUCGAUCAUCGAAGUCGACAGUACCAUCUGGACUUGUUCGAGUGACGGCACCAUCCGAGUGUGGGGUGCUCAGUCCGGCCAGAACAUCACAACGAUCAAUGCACACUCCAGUAGAAUCUUUUGUCUCACUCUGGUUGGCGACUUUGUCUGGUCGGGUAGCUGGGAUACCUCCAUCAAGAUAUGGAGUGCCAAAGACUACUCGCUGGUCGCAGAGAACCAGAGCAAACAAAAAGAUGCCAUCAGUUGUUUCGCAUUUGUAAAUAGUCCAAACAAACAGAAGCAAGUCUGGAGCGGAUCGUGGGACUCAACGAUCGCCGUCUGGAACAUCGGAUACCCUGGAUCUCUCAAUAAUUCAUUCAACUCUGACAUGUAUAGCAGUGGUGGAUUACCAACUUAUUCAUCAUCUUCAUCUGACACACAAAGUCCAUCACCUUUUUCAUCAUUUAACAACAACAAUAACAAUUCUAAUAAUAAUUUAAAUAACAAUAAUAAUAAUAGUAAUGGUAAUUUAACAACAACUACAACAACGACAACCAGUAAUUCAAAUUCAUCAAGUGAAUCUAUUUCAGCAUCAUAUCCAAACAGUUCAACACUUUUGAAUAUCAACUCAUCGACAUCUCCACCCGGUAACUCAACAUUGAGAAGUCAUGCACGACGUACAGUUUCAUUUGUUUUCGAUAAAUUUAACAAAUCUUCAAAAUAA
Molecule: messenger RNA, 8175 nt
Organism: Heterostelium album PN500
Lineage: Eukaryota; Evosea; Eumycetozoa; Acytosteliales; Acytosteliaceae
Product: leucine-rich repeat-containing protein
Exons: 5
Coding region: 1-8175 (2724 amino acids)
Biological process (GO): protein phosphorylation
Molecular function (GO): GTP binding; ATP binding; protein kinase activity
Source: RefSeq, a predicted model, not a curated record